GGCCAAGCUGCGCUCCUCACUUUCUUGGCUCCUGUCUAAAGUCUACGGAAGCAAUGUUCCCAAAGAACUGCAGGAUCCUUUUUAUCAAACAGCUGAGGUAAAGAAACUUUUCCCCCUUUUUUAAGUGUCACAUUAAAGAAUAACUUUUAGCACACACCCCCCCCCCUCUCUCCCAAAUGGGUUCUCUUGCUGGAAAUGAGAUGUUAUUCUACAAAAACAAUUUUUUUUAAAAGCAAUUUAAAACAAAAUCAAUAUCCAUAUGAUUAUUUCAAUAUUAUUGACUGUGUCAAUCUGACUACUGUUUUUUUUUCUUAGGGUCAGGUGGUACUACGUCCUAACAUGGUCAACUAUAUGUCUUCAAGUGAGCUAUACUGCCAGGCCUGUAGCAACAUGUUCCCAGACACACACGCACAAUGGCAAGGUGAGUUGUAUCCAUGAAAAACACAGGCAUAUGAGCCUUUGUAGUAGACAGAAGUUUAGCGAAGCUUUGACUGCCCUUUGGUAGUACAGUGGAAAGCUUUGACUGCCCUUUGGUAGUACAGUGGAAAGCUUUGUCUGCCUCAUAAAAAAAGACAUAGCAUUGGGGAUAGUACUCAUCGGCAUACAGUCGGGGGCAAUGUACUCGCCAGCUCAGUAAGACAACUACUCUAGAGAAAGAACAUAAACCUUAAGUCAAAAACACCCCAACAGUGAAAUAAAUACGCUGGAUGAUGAUGAUGACCAGGUCAAAAAUUUGCUUGCCAAAGUCUGAAAUACUGUGCACAAAACAGAACUGUGAAAGUGGCUGUAAGAAAAGUUACAGGUAUUGGAAUAAAUCUGAAACAAGGAUAAACAAAACUCAAAAAAAGUUUGCACCAUAAUGGAUGCCAUUGUACAUGUUUUCUAUUAAUAAUGCCAUUGAACUCAAUAUUUGUCCUAAUUAACAAAUUUUGGAUAUGUUAAAAAAAUAAAUAAAUGGGACAUCUAUUAAUGUUGACAAAAACUCAGACUUAUUUGUUUGUAUUAAUAAUCUUGAUCGUUCACUUUAAAAAAAAAUUAAAUUGUCUUUUAUUUAGUGUUAUUGCAUUGAUUGUUGCAGGUCACUGGAGCAUCAUACAAGUUCUUUCUAGGAAAGGUAUCUACAUUUCAGAUGAGACAUCAGUUACAGAAACAGUUUUAGUUCAGACAGCUCCAUUUAGAUUGGUUAGUCACUUUCUCAUUGUUUCAGCAAAUAUUUUGUUUUAAAUUUUUUUUUUUUUUUUUUUUUUUUUUUUUGAAGCUACAAUUAGAUCUAAUUGGAUUUGUUAUUGUCAUUUCAAAUAUUUUUAAAUAGAUAAUUAUGAGUUUAAAUGUUAAUAUUCAUUUAAAUAAUUGUGGGUUUGGUGGCCAAGAAGAUUUCUUUUAGGAAAAUAGGGAUAUUUGCAAAACCAAGUAAGGGUUGGUUUUUAUAAACAUUGUAUGUUGUAUAUGUGGUGUCAUAAUUUGAAAUAAACCUUUACAUUAAUCAUAAAACAGAAAUAGCAAUUUUAAAUAAUAACUAAACUUAAGAAAUCAAAAUAUAUAAUUUUUAAAUUAUCAUAUUGAAAAUAUAUAUAAAACAUUUAAUUAAAUGAUUAACUUUAUUUAAACUCUAUAAAAAAAAAUCUGAUCUUAAGAAAUAAAAAUGUUUUAUUGAAAUUUUUAAUUAGAAAAUUUUUUCUAAAAAUAAUUUAAAACGUUCUGUCUUAAAAAUAUUGACUCUGUGAAUAUACUACCCACAGAAAGCCCACCUUGCCUUGAUAGAUGCCUUAAUGAGAGCUUAUAUUGCUGAAGUAGCCAGUGUAGAGAAAGUCGUCAAAGCAGUCAAGUAGGUCAUUUUAUUGUCUUAACGUCAACUACUUUCCCCCCCCCUCCCCCUAAAAAAACACAACUACAAUUGCAUCAAUUUAUUAGAGCUGUUAAAUUAUUUGUGUCUGGUUAUCCUAUCUAUGGCAUUAAAUAGUCAUGAUCAGUGUCUGCAAAGUAAAUUAAACAUAAUGUCAUUUUGUCCAUCAGACGUGUCACAACAUUCCCAGCCUCCAGUGAACUUCCCAGUGCACCGGAGGAGGCCUUGAAGUUUUGGAUCAAUAAAAUUUGUACAGUUUUAGGGUCAGCUGGCGUUGACAUGGUGGCUAAUGGGGAGUCUGCAGUCGAGUCAGGGCACAAGGUUAGUGUUGGGUGUGAAUCCGUCUGGAGAGGUGCUAUUAUUAAUAAGCUGACCAAUGAGCUAAGUUAAUCAGAAGUGACUGUAACGUUGGUUGUUGUUCUAGGUGGUCAGCUGAUCUCUUAUUUGUAGUGCUAUUGGUCGGUCAUUUUGUCAUUAAGCAUCUGCAUACCCUGUGAUCGGUGUCUCCUAUGUAAUGAAUGACUUUUUUGUUGGUGUUGCGUACAGUCUCGACUGGUCAAGCCUGUCCCCACUCGUGAACCAGUUCAAGUCCCUUUGUUGGAGGACCUCAUGAGAGAUAUAGGAGACGGUACCAGUGUGGCAGCAGUCAUAGCGUACUACAGGCCAAAUUUGGUCAACAUCAAGGGUAGGUUCGAUGGGAUCAUACACAAGCAUUCAUAAAUAAAAUUUACAAACAGCAUAAUAUCAAGCAUUCAUACAACCAACCAAUUAUUCUAGGAGUGAAGGUUAGACGAGAAUAGAACUAUUCUAAUAAAGGUAUGGAAAUCUGUUGUCUGGGCUGAAUAAAAGGCUUUUCUACAAUUUGCAUACACAUAACCAAUUCAGCCCUAAAAUCACUUCUCUCAGCACAUGAGGAAGGCCAGCAUGAAAGUUCCCUCCACUCAUGCCUAUAAAAUUUGUUUGCAGACCUGUGCAGUUUUAAAAAAUUUACAUCCUGUUGUUCCAGAUUUGUGCCUCAAGGACAGCAUAGGCAUAGCAGACUCCUUGUACAACCUGCGUCAGAUAGGGGAGUUCUGCAGGAACCAUCUGCCUUGGAAGUGCUUCAUGGUGACCUAUGAGGACCUGCUCUACACACACGAGGUCAUGAAGGUCAACAUUUUAACCUUUCUGGCCGACCUCUUCUACUACUUUGAAGGUCUUGGUGGACAGGUGUCUGAAACAUCCAGUGCUUUGAUAGCAGCCAAGGAGAAAAUAGAUGGUCAGUGUUGGCUUGUCCAAGUGCAUUAAAAUGUAUCAAACAAGAUAAUUAUUAUUUUCAAAUUGUAGGUCUUUGUCACUGAUGGUGCACCUCUGAAUUUUAGCAGUUCGUGGUUACUGAUGGUGUGAGUACCUCUGAAUUUUAGCAGUUCAUGGUUACUGAUGGUGUGAGUUCCUCUGAAUUUUAGCAGUUCGUGGUUACAUUAGGCUCAUGGUACAAAUAAAUCACUGUGCUUUGUUACUGGCUGUGCCAUCAUUUCAAUUAACUGGCCAUCAAUUACAUUAUUUGACUAGUGAUGGUGAAGUUCUUUUCCCUUUUUUAUGAUCUACAUAUUUGAUAUAUUUGUGAUUUUUUUGUGUGGAAUCACCUGAUGUUAAGAAUUGCAUGCAGUAACAAUUUAUGAAGGUUUUAAGUCUAUUCCAAUCUUUCUUGACUGACCGCCAUCGUUCUGUAUCACACAAAAGAAAAAAAUACUUAACAUUCUUAUGUCUCUCGUCUCAUUUGCCUAGAGUUGCAAGUAUCUGUAGGUAAAGCAUAAACCUAUCUCCCAUCUGUGUUCUUUCCACAAGAUCUGCCUCAUAAAGCCCAUUCUUGCUAACCUUGCUUAUGUGGUCCACCCUGUUUUACAAGUGAUCUUUGAUUUCCCUCUUGGUAUAUUCUUAUUUUAAUUUAAUUAGUUAAUUUAUUUGAAAUAGUUACAUUUCCUGCUAAUUUCAUAAAGAAGUUCUUUGAUUUCAUGGGACACUUCCAUAUUUGAAUAGACCUACCAUUGCCUGUCAACUAUGGAUCUAUUGCAGCUAAGUUUUUCAGUCUCUUUACUUUUGCUGUCGAAGGCUUCUUGGCUGAAAAGUCUACUUUUCUUGUGUUGUCCUUCCUUUUUGAGGUUUUUCCUCUACCUGUUUAUUUCUUAUGGCUUCCACUUGAACGCAGUCCCCUUAAAGUUUUUCUUGUUUAAAAAUAGCAAUGACAUCACGUGUCCCCAGAGACUUCCAGGGAUAGCUUGACUCUCGCAUGGUUUCAGUAAAGAAAAUCAGAAGUUUUUUUUUAUCUCAUUUCUUUUUCAGUCUUUGUGUAAUUUAUUACUAGCACAUGUUGAUCCUAGGCAACAAAGAUAGAUUUUUUGGUCAUUGUUUAUUUUUUGGCUCUUUAUGUUAAAUUUUUCUUAAACCUUAUUAAUUUCUGGAUACAUUGUUAAUUUGUUAAAAUAAAUUAAUAUUAAGCAGCUAAUAAAAAAAAUAUAUAUUUCACAAAUAUAAAUCAAUUGAAAAAAACGUAGUUGCUUCCCUUUGUUCAGGAAUAUGGAUUAAGUAAAGCCAUAGGGAAUGGGUUACAGUUACAGAAAGGUCCGUGAAUGUUUUAUAUGUAACAUGUCUUUCAUUCAUGUGAAAUAUACUUCAGUAAUAUCACCCCUCCCCCUUUCCCCAAUCUCACCCCAACCUGACUGCCCACUUGGAAACAUGACUAACUUAUUCUGCGACUGUUUCAGCUAUGCCUGCUGCAGGCAGGAGAACCCCUCUCUCUGGUGUAGCCAAUGUCCCCAUUAGCUCUGUCACCAAGAAAAGCUUCCAGAGGCUUCCAUUUGAGGACACAGCCAGCAACCUGGGCAUGAACAGAACAUCAGCCAUCAGCCCCAGGUCAGUCAGGCACUGCCAAACAGAUCAUUUGUGCUGAAUUUAAUCUUUUUCUGUUGUGGCUUUUCAGAACAUUCAUGUAUAUUAUUAUGGUCAGAUGUUGAAGUGGCUUUUCAAAACAUAUAUGAAUAUCAUGGUGAUCAGAUUUUGAAGUAGCUUUCAUCGUCAUGGCUAGGUCAAGGAUACAUAUUUUUAUUGACAAACACAUCUUUUUUGUAACUCAACCCUUGGAAACAUUUCAAGAAACCCGUUAUGUAGUGCUGCAGUUGAUCUUCUCAUCUUGUUUUCAGCUCCCAUCAACCUCUACUACCUCGCCGCUCAGGCGGCCGUCGCAGUUUUACCCAGGAAGACGGCCAGACGUCGUCGUCCCCACCGACCAACAGAAAAGGACGUCGGACAUUGUCCCUCAGCUCCCCGCAGGAGAGAGAAACAGUUCACAAGUCAGUGCUGGCCUGGCAGGAUGAUCAAAAAAUACACAGCAGGUAAGACUCUUGACGAUAGCAAGAGAGGUGUCGACUUUCUUGUCUUACUUUGCAUUAACAUCUUAAAACGAACAAGAGAAGUUGAUACUAUUCAUAUUAGUGGGUGGAACUCUAGAGCCCAUUGUAUCACUAGUAAGUAUUGAUUUCCUUACUUUGCUCACAGAUAUAUAUUGAGUUAUCGCUUUUGAAAGGCCAUUGGAGCCUGAAAUGUUAUUUUUAGUAGAGUCCCUGGAGCCAUUAGGAAUACCAAAGCCGUUUUGCUUUCUUUUGUAUCCAGAUCUGAUGAUAAAAGACAGAGCGGUGAACAUCAACAGGGACGAGGCAGUCUCUUGGCCAAUGUCAGCAUAGAUUCAACCCUCAACCAGAGCACCAAUGCAGAGAACCUCAGUUUAGAUCUUAGUGAAUUAGACACUCCCCGGUAAGGAAAUAUCCACUGACCUCCAAAAUCUCAUUUGUGCAAUGGCCACAAUAAUGUUCAUUAACUUUUAAAAAUCAUUAUGCUUUGUAAACAAUGUGUUUAUAAAACUGUGAAUAAAUGCUAGUUACAAAAAUUUAAUCUGAAAUUGAUUGUGGGAAAAAAAGGAUGGAGAGAAGAAAAAAAUAAUUGAGAGCAGAAAAAGAAAUAAUUGACGGAAAAAAAAUAAUUUAAAAAAAAAUAAAUAAUUGAGAAAAGAAGAAGAAAAAAAUAACAGAAUAGAAUAGAACAUUGAGAGCAGAACAAAAUAAGAGAAAAAAUAAAUUGAGAGGAAAACAAAGAAAAAAAUUGUUUGAAAUUUGUGAGUUAUUUUUAGUAGCAGUUUUCAUGUAAAUUAAUAGGAUAGGGGAUCACUUCAGACCUGUUUACCAUCAAACUCUUGAAAUUGCACAAUAUUAUCACAAAAUCGUUAUUACAUUAUCUUAAUAGUAAAUAAUAAACAUACAAUAGAUAUAAUCUAUGCAUCUCAAAAUUGUACAUUGUACGCCAAAAUCGUAAGAGUAAACAGGUCUGUCGUUUUGUUUGCGUUUAUAAAAUCCUUUUGUUCAUCCAACGUGUACUGAGAAAUUUAUUGUUAAUUUACAGGAUAGGACUGAAUUGUUUGAAAUGGUCUGAACUAAGAUGAACUUGAAAGUACAAAAGAUCCCCUUUAAUCUUCACACUCUUUCUCUCUCUCUAUCUCUCUCACUACAGGUUAUCCAAAGGUUCUGCAUCUGAUCCAAACCAUCCCGACUACAUGGAGCUUGAGAGCGUCACAUCUGGCAGACCAUCACGCUUUGCAUCUCCUCAAGAGCCGACCGACCGCCUGACCAACCGGACACCCACCAACAGGCUGGAGCCACUCACUCCUGCAGUGCUGAGACCCACGAAAGAACGAGACACAAACCUAUCAAAAGCCGAGGAGCGAGGAGACAGGUAAUUUUCAUAGGGGUCCAUUUUGCCCGUCUGUCAGUGGCAGGUAAAAUGAAUAAAUAAAACACCAAAUAUAGGAAAUACUGAUCAAAUAUAUCUAAAUGUUGUUUAAUUGUCCACUCUAAAUUUAACUUUUAAGAGACAAUGUACAUUGAAGUAUUUCUGUGAUUCUCCGUUAAGUAAUUUCAACUCCUCAUUCCCCAGAUUGCAAAGAAAGAAGCAAGUUCACUCCCCAUCCCACCCCUUCCCCCCAUCGCAGAGGUCAACACAGCAACCAUCAGGCAGGUCAUCCAGUGAGGACUUGGCGGUCAGCCUGAGCUCAUCGUCCUCUGAAACCACAGUGUCUUCCCUGCCGUCAGGUUUGUCCUUUAUUUCAGGUUUUAAAUUAAACACAGGACAUAACAUUCAUCUGUUCUUCCUACAGCUUUUUUUUUUAAUCUUAAAGUCACCUCCUGUACUAAGAAGUUUCUGUCUCAAUGCUUACGAAGUUAUAUAUUUUAAUACAAAUGAUUCACUGCUAUUUCCUCUUGUGGCCUACCUACCUAUUUGUUCAAGCCGAUAUUAACACAUGUUCUGGAACAUUCAAGGAAAGACACUGUAGUGUAAUCUCCGGCAAUAACAUUAAUGGCGAACACUUGAGUUUUUUAACCAUUUUUUCUAUCUCUUUUUGUUUCUUAAUUUGUCCUGUCCGCUGAGACGGGCUGUUGGCCGAGACAUACUUCUUUUAUUGUCCUUCCUUCAAUUCCAAGCUUCCACAUACCUUUUUCCACUAUUUCCCUUCAUACAGCUUGAACUGCAGUCCUUCGUUUAUUAUCCUUGUAAUCUCUCAUGACUUUCUCAGUGUGCUCUGUCCAUCUCCUUCAUUUUUUUUGUUAUACUUUGCUCUAUCUCCACUUUCCAACUUCACGCUUUAUUUGCAAUUCAAUCAAAUGAUGGGUUGUAUCCUGUUGAAAUCCUGUCCCAAAAAGAAUUUUUUAUGUUUUGACAUCACUUGGUUUUGCUUGUAUCAAGUGAUAUAAAAAACAAAACGGUCAUAAUUUAUAAGAAUAGUUCAUAGAGGUACUGAAUACUUGGACACAUUGUUAUAACUUUUUGUGUGAUCAUCUCCAUCAGGGGAAAGCCCCACACCCCAUUUGAUAGGCCAGGUUCCACUUCAUCGACCAUUUGAAGCAUUCACAGUUGGUACAGGCAUUUCGCAGCAGUAUGAGGAGUCACCUCCCAAUUCUGUCAGAAGUAAUGGUACGUAUAUAAAGUUGCAGCUAUGUAUUGUAUUUGGAAGCAUUAUCUUCUCGAUAAUGCAUUUUAAGCAUUUAUAGUGGGCCAAGCUUAUGUUUUUUUGUGUGUAAAACCCAUAAAUACCUGCUUAUUUUUCAUGAUCAGCAGCUUCAAUAGUUUCUGAUAUUAACAGACAGUAGAAGUGAAAUUUAGUGAAACUAUUGAAAGCAGUGUUUCCCAACUCAUGGACUAGUGGCUUGUCAAGAAGCAGAUUGCAGCUCUGAAGGAGAGUUUUAGGAAUCAGCUUAUGCUCAUUAAAAAAAAAAGUAGCUUUCAACUUCUUGACAGCUGCGUCAUGUUGAUGAUGGAAGAAAUGAAUAGUUUGGGCCAGGCUGAAAUGAAAACUAUUAACUGUAUAUUUUGUGCUUCAUGUAUCAGAUUUUUUAAAACAAAAAUAUAAAAUAUAAUUUCUGCGGUUGUUCAAAAUAGCUUAGAAACCAAGCGGUGAUCAAAAAUGAUUUUCAAGAUAACAUAAAAAAUCUUUGGAGAUGAUGAUAUUUAAGUUGUUCAACUAAAGUGGACCAGAAGAAAUUUCUGAUAUAGAGAAUCCACUCAUGAUAUUUGUAAUCCUUGUGACCCUUUUCUAAGUGAUUUCUCUUUUCUGUCUCUGAGCCAGAAAUAUUUGAAUGUAAGAAUUUGUUUAAUAAAAUCCAGUAUCUGAACUAGCACAAUCAGUCUCUGAGCUAAUGCUAGCUAUAACUCUACUCUAAGACUUUGACUAGUAUGAAUCCAGUGUCCCAUUACUAACACCAUGCUCUGAGCCAAUGCUGGGUAUGAAUCCAGAAUCUGUCCUAACACCAGUCUCUGAGCCAAUGCUAGCUAUAACACUACAGUAAGACUUUGACUAGUAUGAAUCCAGUGUCCCAUUACUAACACCAUGCUCUGAGCCAAUGCUGGGUAUGAAUCCAGAAUCUGUCCUAACACCAGUCUCUGAGCCAAUGCUAGCUAUAACACUACAGUAAGACUUUGACUAGUAUGAAUCCAGUAUCUGUCCUAACAUCAGUCUCUGAGCCAAUGCUAGCUAUAACACUACAGUAAGACUUUGACUAGUAUGAAUCCAGUAUCUGUCUUAACACCAGUCUCUGAGCCAGCGCCAGCUGUAACUCUACUGUAAGACUUUGACUAGUAUGAAUCCAGUAUCCGUCCCAACACCAGUCUCUGAGCCAAUGCUAGCUAUAACACUACAGUAAGACUUUGACUAGUAUGAAUCCAGUGUCUGUCCCAACACUAACACCAUGCUCUGAGCCAGCGCCAGCUGUAACUCCACUGUAAGACUUUGACUAGUAUGAUUCCCCACCCACAGCAAUCAGUACAGCAGGCAGUUACACAGUAGCCAAUAGUGUCUCAUCCCAAGCUGCUAGAGCUGCUGGUAUCCCCAUAGUAUCUGAUAGCAACGACAUGACAUCACUUGUUGAUACAUCAGCAGGGGAUCGAUCAAGGGAGGGAAGUGUUGCCAGCUCAGGGGAAUACUCGGACCAUGAAUCACAGAAGAUUCACCAAGAUCACAAGGUCAGUAGGAGUUGACAUUUGGAGAUUAACAUGUGGCACUCAAUUAGACCAGAUAUAUAUGUAUGUGUAUACUUUUUUUAAUGACAUUAAAAUUAUUAAUUAAGAAACAAUAAUUUGAUGCAAAUAAUCUGAAAAAUUAAAAGUAGCUUGUAACUACGUUUUUUUUUAGUUUUUCAAAUUUGUUUUUGCUUUCUACCAAGCCAUUGUGUCAUGCAAUUAAAUACUAUCUUAACCUUGUAUUACAAAUAAUAUUUUAAUACACUCUUGUUGUGCGAUUCUGUAGUUUAAAAAAAAAAAAAAUUAAUUUGAUCAUUAGUGUACUCCCCUGAAUUUCUCCCCUGUUCUAGUUCUGCUGUUUCCCCGUGUUCAUUUCAGCUUCGUGAGUCUGGCACACCCAUGACAGUCAGGGGAAACAACAACAACGGGAUGAAACCUGCCAUGAUCAUCGCCGACGGCCUGGGCAGUGGGACCAACUCUGGGACCGGAGAGGGAGGCAGCGUCUUCAUCAAGCUGCCACCGUCUUCCAACACCACAAACUUUGCUGAGCUCAAACGACUGAAAGACAAGCUGGGAUAUAAGAUUGACAAGGUUGGAGAGGUUGUCUCUGAACUGAUUUUUGACACCGAAUAUUUUUUGCUACUAGGGUGGAAGUUCUUGUAUGUUAAUGUAACUUUUCAUAUAGAUCAAAGGUUUACGAGUAAGAAUGUAAUAUCAAUGAAUAAAAAUCAGUGUAAAAAAAUUGUACCAACUAUAUAAAUCAAAGAAUAGUUUUAAUGCUUGCAUACUGUGUAUGAGAAUUUAGUGUCUUAUAAGAAAAAACAAAAAAUUAAAAUAUGUAAAAAAAACACUUUAGUUGGCUAAAAUGAAAUAAAAUAAUUCCUUAAUAGUUGUCUUAUACAUGUCUUGAUUAUUCCUCACUACAGUUGCUUUUUUUUUUAUAUAGAAGGAAACUUUUAUAUAUAUUGAAAUUAAACAUGGUUUUCUUAUUUUAAUUAGGCUUUCAGUUUUACUAAAUUGCUCUGUAACAAAACUGUAGCAUUUUUCCCUUAUGAAGAGUUGUUAACUAAUUUCUGUGUUUGAAGGUGGAUAACUCUGCUCUGAUAUACAUGCAGAGUUGCAGUCAGGGUGGACCCUAUGACAAAAUGGCUGCUGGGGACCUUAAAACAACCCUUGGGGGCUCCUCGCAAGGUCAAGGCCAUCUUGUACCAGGUAUUUAAUUAACGUAAUACCUAAUUUCCUUUUUGAAACUGUGUCAAAUGAAAACAAAGUCGACACAUUUUUGGUGUCUGCCUUUGAUAUUUUCCAUAAUUUAUUUGAAGAAAAGUUGGCAGAAUGUCAAUUAUUUGAUGUGCAAAUAAGCUUUUUUGAAAUACUGAGUUUUUUUUUUUUGGCCUAACAAGGUGCAAUUCUAAUUGUCUUCAAGAAACAGAAACAUUGCAAAUCCCAUCUACAUGCAUAGGAGCCAAAAUGAUCAAUAAAUUGAUCGUGGGCCCUUAAGAUAUAGAAGAAGAAGAAGAAAUUGUAUUUCAAGGGCAAACAAAUUCAAAGUUUACUAUUUUAUUGAGGAUAUUCAAAGUAUACCUUCCCCGAGUAGAAAGUUUUGAAUCGUACUCAUUGUCUCAACACUUGACCGUCAGAUAAAACAAACCAAGCGGGGUUAACCAGCCCGUCACCUGUCCCCGAGGUGGCCGUGCCACAGACCAAUGGAGCAGAGCCCGCCUCUUCAGACCUGCAACAGCUGAGACUCAAGCUGGAGCAGAAGAGGAGAGAGAUUGAGAGGAAGAAGCACAGGCAGGAGGCCCAGCAGACAAAGAUGAGGCAGAGAUUGGGUCAGUCUAAACGUUGGUUACUGUUGGUGGGUUUGGGGGGCUCAUUCAAACUUUAGCUUCAUUGUUAUUGUACUGGGGUUACCUUUGUUGCUGUUAGUGGAUCUCAACAUCUUUGUGGAUGAGGGUCAUCCAUAUUUAAUCUUUAUUGUUAUGUGUGUUGGAGUAAUCUUUAUUACUGUUAGUGGAUAUCAACAUCUUGGUCGAUGGGGUGUUUUGAUGGAUAUACUGGUUAUAUUGUUUUACUUAAGAUAGAAGCAAGUUACUUUUAUAUGUGUAGUUUAGACCCUUUAUAUGUUAACUCUUUUGGCUUCUGUUUUCAGGUAAGGCCGCUUUCAUGCGUGUGGUCUCCAAGCAUCUGGAAGGGGGUGAGGAAGAAGAAGCCGCUGAAUAUGAAGAGACAAGCAGGCAAGACGCCCUGGCGGCCACAUCGACUCAAGCUCAAAUCCAGGCUCGCCUCGGUCACCCCAUGCAGAGGCUACCUCUGGGGCACACCGCCAGGUCGCAGCCUGUCUCUGGCAAUGCAAUGCCACAAGGAACUCUGGGUCCCCUAAUUCCGCCAGACACGUCGGCCCAGAGGUUCACCGACUGGACAAGUGUUUCUAAAAGUAAUCAGACGCUGACUCCAAGGCCCGGCAAUCUUGAUGAACAGCAGUCGCCUGGGGUAGUAGACCCCGGGACAGACUCUCAAAAAUCAGGGAACAAAGCUUUUUCACGGGAGGGCAUCCAGCAAACUAUAGAUAAUGUCAAAAAUAAGUGGUUUAAUAGUAAUUCAGACCUGGUAACAGGUGGUGGAUUCAGUGAGGAAGACGCAGGGUCUUACAGGGUGAGCGGUAAUGAGCUUGUGGGCGGGGCCAGUGCAAGGACUGACAGCAGGGAGAGCAGCCAGUCUCCUCACAUGGGCAGGCCAAGCUAUGCAAACUCACCAGUCCCCGGGCAGAAUGCAUCCCCACAAGUCAGGGACACCUCCUCACCCAGACCAAUCAAAGUUGAACCAGAGUACCAGGAAUAUGACUCCUCUCUUGACAAGCUCAACAACAGCUUGACUGAGCUUCAAGGUGAGAUCAUGCGUCUCUCACUGCAGCAUGAGCAGCUUAAAGCCGCACAGUCGCCCGUGAGUGGACAGCCGGUUGGGUUUGACCCAAGACUUGGUGAAGCUUUACAGGCCAUCGGCUCCCCCUCCAUGGGGGCGUCGCCGGCAGCCCCACGCCCCAUUCAAGGCAUACCACAGCAAGCCCCCUAUGUCCACGGAUCUAUGGUCAGGAGCCAGCAGCAGUCUGGCAUGAGCAACAGCUUUUCAGCAGAUGUAAGUGCUUCGCCGCUCAUGAACACCUCACAGCAACAACAGCCUCUAACCAUCGGGUCUGGUGCAAUGACAGACUCCAACAGUUCUGGAUUAAGCAGGUCUGGUCAUGAAGCCAGGCCAGGCUUGGUCCUUUCUGAUGAAGCCCAUGAUCAGAGUGAAAUGGAUUCAUCCUCUGAAGGCUUCUUUAUUGCUUACGCUGAGGACACCCCCAAGAGACCAAAACCAAAACUGUCGGAUCAACGUGGUAGAGGAGUGUCUCCAUCCCCGCAAUCUAGACAAACUCCGGUCAUCCCUCUCGUAAGUGGUCAAGAUGACCAGGCUGGUGCCAGUAAAGGUAGUGGUCUUGUAACAUUGGAGCCACAGUUGGGUUUGGCCGAUGAUGGUUCUCCAAGCAUCGGAUUUGUCAUCAAGGACCAAGAAGCUUUGUCGAAAGAGCAGGUUAGAUAGUUUCUCAGUCUUAAUUAUGAAAAAAUAUAAGAAUACGUCAGCUUAAACUUUUUACCUUUUAUAAAUAAAAUUUUGGACAAUUUUGAUACCUGGGGCUCACCUUUUAUAAGAGAAGGAAACAAAAAUUGAGAACUGUUACCAGAAUAUGUGAUAGCUAACUAAUGUGAAAUUACUGACUCACCUCUUGUAAAAUUUUGCACAGUAUAAAAUCUUGACCACCUUCUAACUCUCCAGUUCACAAGUCAUUACUCAAUCAGAUGAAAGAAAUAUGUAACCUGGUACAUCUGUGGAUUUGUUGAAAUUGACUCAUUUAAAAAUAAACCCAUAACAGAUUUCCUUGUCCUGUAGCGUUGAAAGGAUUAGCUAAAUCCAUUAAUUUGUCCAAUUAAAAAACUUGAUUUAAACUCUUAGUAAUCCUCUUGGGAGAUUUAGAAGCUAUUUGAAACAUUAAUUUGCACUCUUCAGUUUGUUACAUAAUUGGGAAAAUUAAAUUGUUUUACAGGAAUAUGAGGAUGAGAUGCAGAAAAAGAAAAUCAAAUUGAUGGAGAUGCAGAGGAAGAGAAAGGAGGAGCAGGAGAAACGAAGGCUGGAGAAAGAGGCAGAGAUGGCUAAAAAAGCAGAGGAGAAAAUGUAAGUAACUUUUAAAUGCAUACAUCUCAUAAAAUAGUUUAUUAUAUAAUGAGGGAAAUUAUAUCUUUUAUGAUAGUGAGUCACCUUUAGAUGUAGUCAUCUCAUCAAAUAGUUCAUAAUUCAAUAAAGAAAACUAUAUCUCUUAUGGGGAUCCGAUCGACAAGCCUGGUGGCUUGCCGACUGGGAUGGGCCAGCCACUGGACCCCCUUGGCGUUAACCUGGGUAACAAAACUGCUAUUGGAUGUCCUGCGUGGGCAGGACAACAAGGAGCAACCAUGGUACCUGCUGGAAAUAAAACAGCACCUUCAAGGCUGCCAACUGUGACGCUUCACAGUUGGAAGUAAAGGCAGAAACAGUGUAGGGAUCAUGAUUACUAGUUGCCGUUAAUGGAUAUGAGGGUGGAGGCAAAGGUGGAAACCUCUAGCCGAUGAUUCUAACUACACAGCCCUGAGAAAGCUGCUGCUAGGCGACCGUUGUGUCCCAGCUACUUUGCAAACUGGUUGUGUGGUGGAAGCCCAUGGUAGAAACCCUCUUAAAGGGCCUCCGACGUUUCCCCGGGAUGGGUAGGGGAAGAUAUUAGGACGUUGUUAAUGUACUAUCCCGGCUCUCUGGGAGAGUCGGCUGCGAACGCUUUAAGCGCAGCAUUUUCGGUUGACCAGGCAUCCCCGAGCGGGGAAAGUUUCCAUUCGUGAGUCAGAUUGAGCGGCCGUGAGUGUGGGCGGUGCAGGCGGGGGGAGGUUCCAGGCGUGCCGCUGCACGGCCUGGGCGUCUGGCCCUUGCGGAGGUGUCCCGGGAUGGGGCACUAAAAGCUCACACUCGACUGCCUGGCCAUUUCCCAAUUGACGUAUUUGACGCAUAUCUCUUAUGAAUAAAUGAAAAAAGAAUGUUCUGUUGCCGUCAAGACUGUUUGAGGCUACUCUCUGGCUACUGGGAAGUUCCCCACUUUUUCUUAUGUAAUGCACAUUGCCAGAUUGUAAUUUUGUGUAUUUCUGAAUUAAACAAAAAACUACAAUCCUAAAUUCCAACUGGUUGUCAAUUUGUUUUAGAACUCUAUGUUAAAAACAAAAAUUCCAUAUAGAGGAAUGAUACAUUUUUUUCUUAGCCUGCCAUGGCUAGUUGAUGAGUAAAUAUGUGUGAAUGCACUAAAAAUUGUUUAAAUUAUUAUUUUAUCACAUUUAUGAAUUUACAGGUACAAAGAAGAGGAGCAGGAGAGGAAAAAGGCUGAAGACAAGGCAAGAAGAGAGGUAAUCUUCCAGCAGUACUUGCAGAAGAAGCAAGAGGAUGAGGAAGUAACUCCUACCAAAGUCAAGGUCAAGAAACGGGACAGCAGCAGUGGUGGCAAGCCAAGGCCAAAGUCCAUGUUUGUGAAAUCCAAAGCCAUGACCCCUGAGCCUGGUAGGUUCAAACAAAUCAUAUUGUAAUGUGGAUAUCUUACAAAAAAAUAUAUUGUAGCCUGUGGAGGCCCAACAAACUAAUUAUGGAGGUGCAACAAAUUGUACUGUAACAUAGAGGUUUUAUAAAUUAUUUUUGAAUAAUGCCUUUACGAAUACUAUAAUAUGUAGGGUAAAUAAAAUAUUAGAGUUAAAUCACAUUCAUCUUUUUAAAAAAAGGCAAUAAUGGACAUAAAGAUUCUUUGUGUUUUUAUUAGUUUAGUAUUUCAAACCAUGUUAAUAAAUAAUAUGAUAGGAAAUGAUUUUUGCUUCUUUGUAUAAAACCAAUAAUUGCUUGCCGAACAUUGCAGGUGCUCUUGGUGGUAUGGAUUCUGGCAGCAGCUCUCAGGAGGACCUCAUCGGCAGAGACGCUUCUGGUGGCAGGACAACCCCAGGUGUUAUGUCAGGUAGGGGGGAACACCAGAGUGUGUGGGACAGUGAUUUUGUCACUGGUGGUUUUGUGCUUGUUCAUCACACACUGUGUUGGAUGUGCUUGUUGUAUAUAUCAGUCAAGUCUUGCUUCAAGGAAAAAAAAAAUUUGAUGUAAAAGGAAUGCUGCAUUAUCUUUAACAGCAAAGCUUCUCAAUAGAAUAGUUGCCAGGAAGAGAUCUGAGCUUGCCAGAAUUUUUUUUUAAUUUGUUGCAUUGUUGCACAGUGUUUCACCCAGCACAGCAUGUAAAGCUAAAUUUGACUCUUUGCUGACUCUAAUUGAAAGUUGAUUGUUAACACACUUUAUUUUAACUGUUUUCAAAUUAGUUGAAUCGUUUGCCAUCUUUUCAGGAGGGGGGGGGGUAAAAUAAAAAUUAAUUAGUAAUAUAAAGUUGGUCUUCACAUAACUGGAAAUUAUGGCCUGAAGGAAUACAAUAUCCUUGUAGUGUGGGACAUUUAGCACGGAUACAAAAAUACUGUUUCAUAAGUAUUAUACGAUUGUUCUUUACUAUUAUAAUGUAAUGUAUAUUUUGGUAGACUAAGAUAUUUUUAAAACGGGGCAGGCAAAAUAAUCCAUGUUUAUUUUAGUAGUUAAGAUUGUUCAUGUCCCAUGGCAGUUUGUUAUUUCUUAAUAUCCAGUGUGCAUUUGAAUGUCAAUCAAGCAUGUUUACCUAUAACUUGUUUUGUUCCCUUGCUGUUGUCUUGACUUGUUUUAUGUAAUUUCCAAUUCUUUUCAACACAGUUGACCCCCCUGAGAAAGGUAGAUUACUUACAUUAUUUUACUAUUUUUUUAACCAGUUGAUUUAAUUUGAUUUAUUUUUGUUUCAGUUGCAGAUGUUCACAAUUUUCUGUUGCUUACUCUACAACAAUGUUCUCAGUCAUAUUGUUCCAUGUCUUAGUCCAUAGGCAAUAACAUUGCUAAUUUCACUCUCCUCCCUUGCAAAGUUAUUACCCCAAAUAACGACAGUGUAUCUCAAAUCUUUUACCAAACUGAGAUGGAUGUUAUGUAUUAUAGUUACACAAGUGAUAAUAAUGCAAUGGAAUUUGAGAUAGAGUAUUCCCAGAUGAAGCACUGAGAUUUCAAUUUAAAUUUAUAUGUUUAAUAUAAUCUGUUUAAAAGGUGUUGAAAUCAGUGACAGAUGCAUAAGAGUCGUUUGAUAAACUAAUGUUAUAAAGAUGUUGAAAUCAGUGACAGAUGCAUAAGGGUCGUUUGAUAAACUAAUGUUCUAAAGUAAAAUCGAAGAGAAAAAUGUCUAAGUUACUAUUUAUUUUGCAUAUACAAGUUGUUAUUACAUACAAUUUAUUUUUAAUUUGCUAACAGCUUAAGGUUUUCUUUGUAACAGAAAAUCUAUAUAAUUCAUAUUCAUUUCAUCCAGGCUCUAAAGUUUCCUUACCAACUGAAUCUCUUUAAUGUAGUUUCAAACUAUCACUUUGCUUUGGACUGAAAUUUAAAUGAAACUAAUGUGUCUGAGAACAUUGGUGGAUUUGUUCAUAUUCUUUCAUUUGUGUUGUUCAUUUUCUUUUGUUCAUAUUUUUAAGUUUUUAUAAAAUGUUUGUUAUAAGUGCUCACAGCACCACCAAGAGUUAUUUCCCUUGUUUUCACUGUGUGGUACAGCAUGCUCGUGUUAGAUUUUGUACUUGUGAACAUGACAUGGUCAUGCUAGACAGUAGUUUGAUAUAUUUUUCGAAAAUUGUGUUUCCAUGUACAGAUGGUACUCAAUGAACACCCUAUCACAUGAUAAAUAAUGUCUCUCUAUAAUCAUAAGGUUAGAGAUUAAAGUUAAAUCAGCCAACAAACUCAAACAGAUUAUGAGAAUGGCAUGAUUAUGGUCAACAGACAUUCAUUUCCAGUGGGUCUUUUCAAAUUUGUUUUAUUGACUUUGAGGGAAGUUAUUAAAGAUGAUCCUGCUUUUGUUGGAUAUUGUUUUCUCUACAAACUUUUUUUUUUAAUUCUAAAAAUAAAAAAAAAAAAUAAAGAAAGAAAUAGUAUUUUUUAUAUACAUAUAUAAAACAUACAACAUGCAAACUAUUUAUUAGUAAUGUAUUGAUGAAGAUAUUUCUGGCAGAACAAAUCUUAUGUAAACAGAGUGCCUGCUGUUUUUUAAAUAUUUGAAUUACUAUGUUGACAAAGUAAUUAAAUAACAUAUGUUUCUAUUUUAGACUUAAAUGAAAAAUCAAAAUUCAAGAUAAAUGAUGAGAGAAGCAUAUAUUUAUAAACAGUUGUCGUAUGAGGCAAUAUUGGCUUUUAAUUUUUUGAUAAGGAUGAAAUUUUGAAUUUAUUUAUUUCAAUGGGGCUAAACAUUAUCAGCUCUCUGGGGAUUUUUUUGUGUGGAUGAAACAUGCAAUAUAAAAAAGAUUGUUAACCAUAACAUUUUUCCACCCUGACCCUCCGGCUCACUUAAAUUUGAUGUGCUGUCCAUUAUAUUUGAUGUAUGGUGCAUUUAUAUUUGAUGUAGAAUCCUCUUACUAUUGAUGUACAAAAACAUGCAAUACUACCAAGAUUUGGAACUGCAAUCCGAUUUAAGCAUAUUGAACCCAACAUACUUUUUUAAAAACAAUAAAUAGUCAAAGUCAGUCAGAAGUUGUGGCAUGAAUGCUGUAGGGAUAAUUUUAAGAGCAACGGAGAUUAAAUUAAAUGGCUCAAGCAUAUUGAAAGAGAGAUAUUUGUUUAAAUUGAUAUUACAAGAAUAACAAGUUUUGCAUGCUGCUUGUUCUAAGAGUUUUCUAAAACAACUGUUGAUAUUUUUAGUAGAACAACUUGAAAUUUUUAAGGAGCAUGCUUUGCCUCAUGGGGGUGUUCUACCUCCCUAAAACAAGAGAAUUAACUCUAAACCACUGCUCAAUAUCUUUUGUUUGACAUUUUGUUUUUCCUGCAUUUUUACUUUGAUUUGCUUCCUUGAUCGGAUGGCCCUGGUACACUCCCCUGCCUUGUUUCAGCUAUGAGAUCUACAUACCACUUUAGACUUCCUCAGCCGACUCGAAUAAGGAAAGCAGGUAGAGUAGUUUCACAUAAACCUAGCAUUCUACUAAUUUAUUUUGUUUUGGAAUCAAAGAUCUGGUUUCCCGACUGUUGUAGAGUAUGUCACCAUAAUGUUCACCGUUAAUGCUCUGGUUCAGGCAAGUUGAUCCACAUAUCAGACGUAGAAUCCAUCCCUUAAUUAUGAAAAGUUGGAAUGUAAGUUGGAAUUAAAUUAUGUACUCAGCAAUUUUUUAAUCUGUUCUACAUUCAUUUAUAAAAAAUGUGCAGCAUCCAACCAGAUAUCCUUGCUCCGUGAUAAUUAGUAGAAAUAUAGACCAUUUGGUGUACUAUUUUUACACCAAAUCUCGGGUUUGCCAAUACUGAAAAGGAGUAAAUCAAUUAAUGUAAUUGUGACCCAUAAACACUACUGAAUUUUAAAUCCUAAAUGCAAAUGCAACACAAUCAAAUGGCAAUAUAAAUAACCACUAUAACAAUAUAAGUCACCGUUUUCUCAACCAAAGUCAUAAAUAUUGUAAUUUUUUAUGGAUAUAAAAAAAAGAAUGUUUAACUUUUAUUGCCUAGUUAAUUUAUCAUUAUUCUAUAGAGGACAAUUUAAAAAAACAAACAAUCUGUUUAAAAGCUGAUUUCUGUUAUUAAUAAUGGGUAUGAAAAAAAUCAAACAAAUAAAUUAUAUGACAAUCUGAGUUCAAAUACAUUUUAUAUUAAAUUUCUUUAGGCAUAUAUACGAAGACAUUUUUUUAUUUAUGUUCGAAGUAUCAGGUCCAUCUCCAUCAUAUAAAAGUAUGAUGAAGCUUGCAAAUUGACCAACAAGUCUCCCUAGAAUACAUCCAAGUAUUAUAAACAAAAACAAUGAUAAAAACUAGAGGGCUUUGACGUGCAAUAUUUUUAAAAAGUAUUUUUGAUUUUUCCACUUAUUACCAUUCGUUCCUGUUGUAAGGUAUAAAAUGUUUCAUUGUCUGUGUUUUGAUAUGGUAAUAAUACAUGCUGUUGACUUGGCCAGGAUAUUCCUGUACAUGUUUUCCCAGAAACCCCCUUUUUGUGUGUUCUCACAUGUGCACAGAAACUUUGCUGACACUUUGUAAACUAGUUGAGCAAGGCCUGCCUUAGUUUUGUCUGUCUAACCCUAACACUAAACAUGCAUCACGCAUCAUGCCUGACUGGUACUCGGAAUGCCUUUUUUUUUUUUGCACAUCAUCACAAUUUUCACUUGACUGGCUUUCACAUUUGAUUGUAUUUUACAUUUUAUUGGCUUUCACAUUUCACGUAUUUUUGUGCAGGGAAGGGCCUUCCAUAUUAUUUUUAUCACAUCUUCGAAAAAAAAUCCUUAAAAUUUAUUAAAUAACAAGCUUGAGCUAAAAUGACAUUGGAAGGCUUUAUUUUUUGUGUCUCAAAAAUGUCAGUGGUUAUUUGAAAAUAACAUGAUUUCAACAUGGCUAAGUUUGGCUAUCUUGAGCAAUGGUUUUUGACCAAAUGUCUUAGUUUGCUACCCUUAAUCAAAGAUCUUUAAUCAAAAUUUCUAAGGUUGGCUGUCUUGAGUAAUGGUUCUUUGUCUAGAUGUCUAAGGUUGGCUGUUUAAGGUUGGCUAUCAUGUUUUGGCAAUUGUUUUGACCAAAUGUCUAAGGCUGGCAAUCUGUUUUGACCAAAUGUCUAAGGCUGGCAAUCUGGGGCCUUGGUUGUUGAUAGUUUCUAUUAAUGCUUUGAAUUAAAUUAGUUUGCUCCUUGCCUGGUAGCUCACCCAGCAGACAUAUUAAACUGUCUCCCUGAAAAGGAACAAGCAGGUUGACUUCGGUUACCUCACUCAUGCCUGCCUGCAUUGAGGGGCAUUCCUAAUAGAAGGCUGCCCUGAUAGUUUUGUUUGAAGAGUACUACCAUGUUGCUUCUAGAACAGUUUCACUCUUGGGAUGCACUCAAAGUACUGAAUGUUGACUAUCUUUAUAUUAUACAAUUCUUAUAGUUCUUAGUUUACUUCAGAACUCAAUUUAGGUUUCUAUUCAUUGUUCUUCUAACAAGUUGUCUGAUCUUUUGCAAAGGUAAACAUUUAUUUCAGUAGUGGUUCUCAAAAAUGUGAAAGCUAAGCUUUGAAGCUUGUGUAUAUAGGGAGCGUGCUCUUGGUCCGAUAAUUGGUAUCCCUGUUCCAAUAUGUGCUGUAGAUCAAUGGCUCUUAAACUUGCAGAUUAGUUGCAAAGUGUACAUGCCAGUUGCCUCUUCUAAAUGUUCUGCUGAGCUGCCAUGCAUUAAUUGCUUAGAAUGUUAGGUUCCCAAAUGUAUGAACUAGAUCACGCACUGAUCACACUCAAUGGUAAGCUUAGCUUUAGUUACUUUAAGUGGUACAUAUCUUUCUUUUUUUUAGGUAACUGCUACCAUCAAAAUCAGUUGUUGAUUUAAUACAAUCUUGUUAAAAAUUUUGUUAAGUCUAAUGCCUGCUUUACACUUCUGUUUGAUACACCAAAGCCAGGCUGUUAAUUUUCUGGAGGUUUUGUUUCCAGUGUCCUGCAACACUCUGCAACAAGGGGCAUCCAAUGGGGCACAGGGCCCUUCAACCUACCGCCGGCCACCCUCUCCUGACCUGUAUAGGAUAAAACAACAGAGGCAGAGGGGCAACAGUCAGGACAGUGGCAGUGAGACUGGAUCGGGUUCAAACCCAGGUUCUGAUUAUGCAGGUAUUUUUAUUGGGUAUAUUUCAUGCAUGAGACACUCAUGAGGGGGAAUGCUUACUGAACAUUUCAAGGAGAGAUUGGUUACACAGUUAAAAACAAUACUAUUUUAAUACAUAGCUAAAAAAAAAUAUACUAAUUUCAUUGAUAAAUUUCAACUAAUUUAUUUCAUAGAACAGCGGUUCUCAACCUGGGGGUCGCGGGACCCUUUCCCAGGGGUCGCCUAAGACCAUCUGAAAACACAUAUCCUUACAGUUAUGAAGUAGCAACGAAAAUAAUUGUGUUGCUGGGGGUCGCUGCGACACGAAAAAGUGUAUUAAAGGGUCGCGGCAUUAGGAAGUUUGAGAACCACUGUCAUAGAAAGCUAAAUUCACUUUUCUUACCCUAUUUCCCAUAUAUAUUUUUCCCCACACAGGUCCAAAGCUGUUUGUGAAACCCAGUGCCAAAUCCAACCGUCACAUUAUCGUCAAUGCCAUCUCCCACUGCUGCCUGGCUGGAUCUGUUAAUACUGACAUGAAGAAUAAAGUUUUAGAAGUAAGCUGAUAUGUUGUCAUCUACUUAUUCUCUGUGGCUUCAUUGGCACGCCAUGUGAUACAACAAACGCAGUUCGGAGAUAUUUUAUGACUGCAAUAAAAACAAUUCUUAACUAAUUGUUUUAGAGCUCAAGACAAUUGUUUUUAAGAUAUCACCACCAAACUAUAGAAUAAGGGGCGGCGAACUUUUUUAGCUACUGUCCCUACUAAUAUUUGUUUUUGCUGACAUUACCCCCUCGAUUUGGAUUGGAGAAAAUCAUGGACUAUUUAAAUUCAGAACGAUUAAUUAAAUCUAUUUACAUAGUUAAUACAAUUUUAUAAAAAGUAUCAAAUAAAGGCAAUAAAAUAAAAUUUUAAUAGUUAUAAAGCAAAGGCGACAAGGCCAAAAUGACAAAUACCAUACAAGAUGUGCAGUUAUGUUAGGUGCCGACUGCUGAGCAACUAAUAACUACAAAAUUGUGGGUACAUUCCUCCAUCACUGGUCAGAUGCAGUAUAACCGGACAUUAUUUUGUUUUUAACAAGGAAUGCGAUUUUUAUAGAAUUUCAUUUAUUGCUAUUGAGCCAUCAUUACCCCACUUGGGGUAAUUUACCAUGAUUCCCCCGACCCCCCCCCAGCUCCGAAGAGCACACAAGUAGCUACUUUUUAAAAAUAGAUGACUACUUUUGACACUCAUGUUUUUAAGAGAUGACUACUUUUGACACUCAUGUUUGUUUCUGACUGAAGGAAUUGUCCAAGUGUGAGGCCAACCACUUCCUGAUAUUAUUCCGAGACGCAGGCUGUCAGUACAAGGGCCUCUUCAUCUUCUACCCUGAGACAGAGGAGGCCUUUAAAGUACAUGGGGUGGGCCCCAAACACAUCACCAAUAAAAUGUGUGAAAAAUUCUACAAGUAAGUACAGUCUGUCACAGUGUAACACAGUCCACGCACUGAACAUCCAACUGUUUUAAAAAAAAAAAAAAAUACAAAAACACCCCCCCCCCCCCCACAUCCCCAAAUACUGCCAUCUGUUAAUCUUGUUUCAUAACAUUGUCAAUAGUAAAAUAUUAAUUAAUGAAAGAAAUAUUUUUCAAAGAUAAUAUUGUGAAAAUAAUUUAUAUUACCUGUAUUUUAUAUUUAAAAUGAUCAUACCGACACAACUAAUGCCUAUAUCCCGUCAAGGGGACGUUACUUACACUACUUUCUUUAUGCGUAGAUAUGAUUCACGCUCUCUUGCCUAAUGCGGUUGAUUAGAAUAUAUCUGUUAAAUGAAAAAUUACUUAAAAGGUACAUGCGGGUAGGAUGUGAACCCCUAACAUUAAGUAGCUUGUAAAUUGUUUGCAAUAUACGCUGUAAUAUACUGUAGUUAGGCAGUUGAGUGCUGUUUUCUUUCUUGUAUUUCUGACCAACAUUCAUGUACAUCCAUCAAGCCAACAAUUUGGUCUUCUCUACAGAAACCAUAUAAAAUCUGAUUAAAUUUCCAACACUGAUAUGUGUUGAAAAUAAUAAAACCAACAACAUUGUCAACUCCUACAGUCUUCUUGGAUUGAUUACAUUUGUCAAGUUCUUUUCACACGUUGAAGCGUCGUACUAUUCUCACUAUCAUUGAACAAACUCAACUCCUUUUCAUAAUAACUAUAACUUUAAUGUAUAAGUAAAUAUAAUACACAUAACAUGUGAAUAUAGCGCAGCUCGCUAUCAGACCUAAAUAAUACACAUCCUAUCACUCCAAAGUUCCACUCAAGACUGCCGCACGACUAAAACAUACGUCACAAUACUGCAUAGACAAUAUGUCACGAAUCAGCAUAAAAAUACGUCAUAGAGACAAUGGCGGGAAGAGCGUUCAAUAACUAUAAUAGUCAAGCGCGGGAAAAGCGUUCAACAACUAAUUAACAUAAUAUUGAGUCGCAACAAUUACUAAUGAACGCUCAUAUUCGACAAACAUAUUUUAUCUCAAAUCUAUUUGGACCAUGGGAAGUUCAAAUGUUUAAAAAAAUCUUUUUAUUUAAAUGGUUAAGUUUUCAGAAUGUACCCCCCCCCCCGCUCCAACCCAGCCCCUCAUGUUGAGCCGAUUUGAUAUAUAAAGUGAAGAGACAAAUGAUAUAGUAGAACAGAUGUAAUUUUAAUGCCUGGGAACCAGGUGAAUGUGAAUUGAUUUAAGAAUUUAAAAACAUCUUUCUCUUGUAUUUUCUCCAGGUACAACUCUGGCGCCAAAAGCUUCAUGGAGAUCACAUCCACCAAACAUUUAUCCGUGUCAGUGGAUGCUGUGGUCCUGCAGGGAACUGUGUGGAAGACUGGGAAAGUUGUGGUCAAACGAUAGGGGCUGCACUUUCUUGCGUCUGUAUUUGGAUUACUUUGUGCUGCUUAUUUCAUGAAUGUGCCGAGAUUCACUACCAGAUGUCCUUAAAUGUUAUGCCUCUUGAUGUGUGCUGUUAAGAUGUGGAGUACGCACGUCUGUGGUGCUUACAAGUGCGGUCCUGGACUAAAGUCUGGAGAAGGAUGGAGCGUUGAAAGAUUUCAACGUGAUUAUCAUCUUGGAUCGACUCAAUAACAGACCACUGAGUCUUUGUCCCCACGGAUCAUCCGAUACUGACAUUGUCACUGUCAGCUCACUGCAGUCAAAGAGUCAAGACAAGCUUUCACCAACUGUGAAUCAGUGUCAGUUCUUGUAUCACAUAGAUUCGGUCAUAGGCCAGUGGUUCUGUGUGUAGUGAAGUGAAACAGGGUUUUUAUUCCAACUGGUUCAAAGGAUAAAUAUUUUACGAAGACUUCCUGCUCCGGGAUAUUGCUGAAGGAAGAAUAAAUGUAAUGGACAAGUCUAACCAAGAUUGCAAUAUUUACCGUCAUCAUUUCAACAAUACCCUAUCCUUGCUGUGUCUGUCCAUCAUAUUUUAUCAUCUGCUGCCCUCCUUGAGGAUGUGUUGUGACGAAAGGAUAACUGCUUGCUUAUUUGUUUCUUCUCUCUUAAAAUUUGCAUAUCUUCAAAAUUGACGGUGUCGAUGUAUUGAUGUAUGGCCUUUAUCUCCGUGCAGCCUUGGUAUCAGUAUGUCAUUUAGUCUUUCAAUUUUAAAUACGGAAAAAAAAUGUGUAAUCUGAUUUAAUGUGUGGAAAUUGUUUUUUACCUGCGUGUCUGACAUUUUACCUUGAUGAUUAAACCAGGUAGACUUUUUGAUCAUGUGAGAGACCUGGUACAUUCUGGUAUUUGACCAAAGUACACUUGGACAGUCUGAGAAUUUUUAUUUGCUGCAAUGUUUUCAGGGAAUAAACGUUAUUAAAAUAAUAAAUUAAAAUAGGCAGGGCAAAGAUGACCGAAACAAAAUUGAUGACUACGCACCAUUUGGAAGAAAAAAAAGCAACUGCUGCAACACUUAAAUGAAACAAAAUAUUUAUUUGAUGUCAAAAAAAGUUUUGCCCAAAGAAUUAUUGAAUAAAAUAAAUUGUAUAAUGUUAUUAGGCUUGCAGGGGAAAAAAAAUUCUGGAAAUGCCGGAUGUGAUUUCACAAUGUAGAUUUUCUCUCGUAGAUUACAGGUUUUUUUCCCUUCAUGUAACAGAUUUGUGAAUAAUUUUUAAUUUAGUUUGAAUUUUUUUAGCAAUUCAUUUUGAAAGUUGAAAUAUUUCUUCAGUCUUCUAAUUUUCCCAACAGAGAUGAAAAUUCCAGUUUGUUUCACAUCAAUGGGAGUGUCUGUUAUCAGAUGGUAAACGUGUUUCAAAAUUUCUUUCUCUUCUUUGCUCACUUGUCUAACCCUUUUGGAACACUGCCGCCGCCGCCGUCCACAUCCAGUCUUGACUGACCAGCCAGAGUGGCCACAGGGUCUCAAAACAGUCUGGUUUGGUAGUUUGAAAACACAUGAUCGGUGUUAAUUUGUAUACCUCUCAAGCAAGGGUUAUGUAUCAUACCUUAUCUGAAUAUGUUUUUUGUUACCUGUAUUUAUAAAAAAAAAAUCUUUUAAUCAAUUCUUCAGCAGCCAUGUCACUUUUCCA
This is a messenger RNA of Lymnaea stagnalis (great pond snail), 25578 nucleotides long. NCBI's taxonomy places the organism in Eukaryota, Metazoa, Mollusca, Gastropoda, Lymnaeidae. The record is from the annotation of a GenBank genome assembly.